CCCGGCCGCGCUCGGAAUUGUGGGCGACUCGGGUAAUGGCGUCGGCGAGUCUGGAGGGCUUGGGGAGCAAUCGCUGAAGCUUUUUGCCAGGUUGGCUGGUGACGAACUGUGGCCGGACCCCGCGGCAGCGGGAGGGACCUGCCCGCCUUGUGGGCUCCUCGGUCAGAGCCGGCGGAGCCUAGCGGGGCGGGGCAUCUGCGGGGGGCGCCUCGGAUAGGAGCUGUGAGAGUUGCGAGGAGGUUGCGGGAGGCGCUCGGGUACGCUCCGGGGUUCGCAGCCCAGGCCUGGCCGAGCCCAGGAGGCGGGCUGCGGAAGGGCCAGAGAGGCCAGAGAGGCCAGGAGGGAUCUGCCUGUCGCCCCCAGGGGCUGACAGGGCUGGAGUUCGUUUGCGCCGCUCGUAUACUGGAUUGGAGUUUGGUGGAUCAUGUCCGGCACCAACAGCCCCGAGGCGGUGAAGAAGCUGCUGGAGAAUAUGCAGAGCGAUUUACGGGCCUUGUCCCUGGAAUGCAAGAAGAAAUUCCCACCUGUCAAAGAGGCUGCUGAAUCAGGAAUAAUAAAAGUUAAAACAAUAGCUGCACGAAACACCGAAAUUUUGGCAGCCUUGAAAGAAAACAGCUCAGAGGUGGUUCAGCCGUUUCUAAUGGGUUGUGGAACCAAGGAGCCAAAGAUUACUCAGCUAUGUUUGACCGCCAUUCAGAGACUCAUGUCACAUGAAGUUGUGUCUGAGACUGCAGCUGGAAAUAUAAUUAAUAUGCUUUGGCAGCUAAUGGAAAACAGUCUUGAAGAACUUAAGCUACUUCAAACAGUUCUUGUUCUUUUAACAACCAAUACAGUAGUUCAUGAUGAGUCACUCUCUAAGGCAAUUGUUCUUUGUUUUCGACUACACUUUACAAAAGAUAACAUUACAAAUAAUACAGCUGCUGCUACAGUGCGACAAGUUGUUACUGUUGUUUUUGAGAGGAUGGUUGCUGAAGAUGAACGACACAGAGAUAUUAUAGAACAACCAGUACUGGUCCAAGGAAAUAGUAACAGAAGAUCUGUCAGCACCCUCAAACCUUGUGCUAAAGAUGCAUAUAUGCUUUUCCAGGACCUUUGUCAGUUGGUUAAUGCUGAUGCUCCUUACUGGCUAGUAGGCAUGACAGAAAUGACUCGAACAUUUGGCCUUGAAUUACUUGAGUCAGUCCUGAAUGAUUUUCCACAGGUCUUUUUACAACACCAAGAGUUUAGUUUCCUUCUCAAAGAAAGGGUAUGUCCUCUUGUGAUAAAACUCUUUUCUCCAAAUAUAAAGUUCAGACAAGGUUCCAGCUCUUCAUCUUCUCCAGCACCAGUUGAAAAACCAUAUUUUCCUAUCUGCAUGCGUUUGCUCAGAGUAGUAUCUGUUCUAAUUAAGCAAUUUUACAGCCUUUUGGUAACUGAAUGUGAGAUAUUUCUGUCACUUCUGGUGAAAUUUCUGGAUGCAGAUAAACCACAGUGGUUACGAGCUGUUGCAGUAGAAUCAAUACACAGACUCUGUGUGCAGCCUCAGCUCUUAAGAUCAUUUUGUCAGUCCUAUGAUAUGAAACAGCAUUCUACCAAGGUUUUUCGUGAUAUUGUGAAUGCCCUGGGAUCUUUUAUACAGUCGUUGUUUCUUGUCCCUCCUACCGGAAAUCCUGCUACAACAAACCAAGCUGGAAACAAUAACUCAGGUGGCCCCGUCUCAGCACCAGCUAACUCAGGAAUGUUGGGGAUUGGUGGAGGUGUUACUUUGCUACCAGCAUUUGAAUAUAGAGGAACUUGGAUACCUAUUCUGACUAUAACAGUGCAAGGCAGUGCAAAAGCCACGUACCUGGAGAUGUUGGACAAAGUUGAGCCCCCAACUAUACCAGAAGGUUAUGCUAUGUCUGUGGCAUUCCAUUGUUUGCUUGACCUUGUACGUGGAAUUACUAGUAUGAUUGAAGGAGAGUUAGGAGAGGUUGAAACAGAAUGUCAGACUACUACUGAAGCAGCUUCUUCACCAACACAAUCAUCAGAACAGCAAGAAUUACAGUCAACAUCAGACCAGAUGGAUAAAGAAAAAGUUAGUAGAGCUGUUUGGGAAGAAAUGGUAAAUGCCUGCUGGUGUGGUUUACUUGCUGCUCUCUCACUCCUCCUUGAUGCCAGCACAGAUGAAGCUGCCACUGAGAAUAUUUUAAAAGCUGAAUUGACUAUGGCUGCGCUUUGUGGAAGAUUGGGCCUUGUAACUUCAAGAGAUGCCUUUAUAACUGCAAUAUGCAAAGGUUCCUUGCCUCCCCAUUAUGCUCUUACAGUACUGAAUACCACCACUGCAGCCACACUUUCCAACAAAUCAUAUUCCAUUCAGGGUCAAAGUGUUAUGAUGAUAAGUCCAUCAAGUGAAUCUCAUCAACAAGUUGUGGCAGUGGGUCAGCCUCUGGCUGUCCAGCCUCAAGGAACAGUAAUGCUCACUUCCAAAAAUAUCCAGUGUAUGAGGACUUUACUUAACUUGGCACACUGCCAUGGAGCUGUUCUUGGAACAUCAUGGCAACUUGUCUUGGCAACUCUACAGCAUCUUGUGUGGAUUCUGGGAUUAAAGCCUAGUAGUGGUGGUGCCUUGAAACCUGGGAGAGCUGUAGAAGGACCCAGUACAGUUCUAACAACAGCAGUGAUGACAGAUUUACCAGUGAUUUCCAAUAUACUUUCAAGAUUGUUUGAAAGCUCACAGUAUCUUGAUGACGUAUCAUUGCAUCAUUUAAUAAAUGCACUUUGCUCCUUAUCCCUAGAAGCAAUGGAUAUGGCCUAUGGAAAUAAUAAGGAACCAUCUCUUUUUGCUGUUGCCAAAUUGUUAGAAACGGGUCUAGUUAACAUGCACCGAAUAGAAAUUCUUUGGAGACCUCUAACUGGGCAUCUGCUUGAGGUCUGCCAGCAUCCAAACUCUCGAAUGAGAGAAUGGGGGGCAGAAGCUUUAACUUCACUUAUUAAAGCAGGAUUAACAUUUAACCAUGAUCCUCCACUUUCACAAAACCAGAGGCUGCAGUUGCUUUUAUUGAACCCAUUAAAGGAGAUGUCCAGUAUUAACCAUCCAGAUAUCCGACUCAAGCAGUUAGAAUGUGUGUUGCAGAUUCUUCAGAGUCAGGGAGACAGUCUUGGGCCUGGAUGGCCAUUAGUGCUUGGAGUCAUGGGAGCAAUCAGAAAUGAUCAAGGAGAAUCCUUGAUACGAACUGCAUUCCAGUGUCUUCAGUUGGUUGUGACGGAUUUUCUACCAACAAUGCCUUGUACAUGCCUGCAGAUUGUUGUAGAUGUUGCAGGUAGCUUUGGACUUCAUAACCAAGAACUUAAUAUUAGUUUAACUUCAAUAGGUUUAUUGUGGAAUAUUUCAGAUUAUUUUUUCCAAAGAGGAGAAACUAUUGAAAAAGAAUUAAAUAAAGAAGAGGCAGCACAGCAAAAGCAGGCAGAAGAGAAAGGAGUUGUUUUAAAUCGGCCUUUCCAUCCUGCACCACCAUUUGAUUGCUUGUGGUUGUGUCUUUACGCAAAAUUGGGUGAACUAUGUGUGGACCCCCGUCCUGCUGUGAGGAAAAGUGCAGGACAAACUCUGUUUUCAACAAUUGGUGCACAUGGAACUUUACUACAGCACUCAACGUGGCACACUGUUAUUUGGAAGGUUCUCUUUCAUCUAUUGGACCGAGUUCGGGAGUCUUCUACCACUGCAGACAAAGAAAAGAUUGAGUCUGGAGGUGGCAAUAUUCUCAUUCAUCAUUCAAGGGACACAGCAGAGAAGCAGUGGGCAGAGACAUGGGUUUUAACAUUGGCCGGAGUAGCAAGAAUCUUUAACACCAGAAGAUAUUUACUGCAACCUUUAGGAGAUUUUUCAAGAGCAUGGGAUGUUCUUCUUGACCAUAUACAGUCAGCAGCACUCAGCAAAAACAAUGAAGUGUCUCUGGCUGCACUGAAAAGCUUCCAGGAAAUUUUACAGAUUGUGUCCCCUGUCAGAGACUCAGAUAAGCCUGAGACCCCACCUGCAGUUAAUGUACCUGUGCCUGUCCUUCUAGGGUCCAUAUCAGGCCCUGGCCUGAGCAGACCAUUUGUAAGAACAGAUUCCAUUGGAGACAGACUGGGAAGAUACAAUAGUUCUGAGCCACCAGUAGUUACUGAUGAGCUUGAAGAUUUGAAUCUCUGGUGGGCUGCAUGGAGUACCUGGUAUAGAAUUGGAUCGGAAAGCACUAAGCCUCCUGUUACUUUUGACAAACUGACUUUCAUUCCCAGUCAGCCUUUCCUUACAGCAUUAAUUCAGAUAUUUCCCGCUCUCUACCAACACAUAAAAACUGGUUUCAACAUGGAUGACUUGCAAAAGCUGGGAGUCAUAUUGCACAGUGCUGUGUCAGUGCCAAUAAGUUCGGAUGCGUCCCCUUUCAUUCUUCCAUCUUAUACAGAAGCCGUUUUGACAAGUUUACAGGAAGCCGUGCUUACAGCUUUAGAUGUUCUCCAAAAGGCCAUCUGUGUGGGGCCAGAAAACAUGCAAAUAAUGUAUCCAGCUAUAUUUGAUCAGUUACUGGCAUUUGUGGAAUUUUCCUGUAAACCUCCGCAGUAUGGGCAGCUGGAAACAAAGCACAUUGCAAAUGCAAAAUAUAAUCAGAUCCAACUAUUUGCACCGGCGGAAUGGGUAGCCUUGAAUUAUGUACCGUUUGCUGAAAGGUCUUUAGAAGUAGUUGUGGAUUUAUACCAGAAAACAGCCUGUCACAAAGCAGUUGUGAAUGAGAAAGUACUCCAGAAUAUUAUUAAGACACUUAGGGUUCCUCUCAGUUUGAAAUAUUCCUGCCCUUCCGAAAGCACAUGGAAAUUAGCAGUAUCUUCUCUUCUCAAAGUUCUUUCUAUUGGGCUACCUGUUGCCCGGCAGCAUGCUUCUUCUGGGAAAUUUGACAGUAUGUGGCCAGAACUAGCCAAUACUUUUGAAGACUUUCUCUUUACCAAAAGCAUACCUCCAGAUAAUCUCUCUAUUCAAGAAUUUCAGAGAAAUGAAAGUAUUGAUGUUGAGGUAGUUCAGCUUAUCAGCACUGAGAUACUACCUUAUGCCAAUUUUAUUCCUAAGGAAUUUGUUGGUCAGAUAAUGACAAUGCUUAAUAAGGGCUCAAUACACUCUCAGUCAUCUUCAUUUACGGAAGCAGAGAUUGAUAUUCGUUUGAGAGAGGAAUUUUCUAAAAUGUGUUUUGAAACAUUGCUCCAGUUUUCCUUCAGUAAUAAAGUCACAACACCUCAAGAAGGCUACAUCUCACGAAUGGCACUCUCAGUGCUUUUAAAGAGAUCUCAAGAUGUGCUUCAUCGCUAUAUAGAGGAUGAAAGAUUAAGUGGUAAAUGCCCUCUUCCAAGGCAACAAGUAACGGAAAUCAUAUUUGUUUUAAAAGCAGUCAGUACUCUCAUUGAUUCACUUAAGAAAACUCAGCCUGAGAAUGUUGAUGGAAAUACCUGGGCACAAGUGAUUGCUUUAUACCCAACUUUAGUAGAAUGCAUCACCUGCUCAUCUGCAGAAGUCUGCUCUGCGCUUAAAGAGGCCCUCGUUCCUUUUAAGGAUUUCAUGCAACCACCAGCAUCCAAAGUUCAAAAUGGAGAGUCUUGACCAGCUACAAUAAUUUUAAAGAGGAAAGAUAGAUAUCUCAAGAGUAUCUGAUCCUCAGUGAGUCUUCUAUGAGAAGGACAUUUCUUACUACAAAUAAUUCUUGGCAGCUGUUGUUGACCUCCUUUAAAUUGUACUUACCU
Molecule: messenger RNA, 5724 nt
Organism: Mustela lutreola (European mink)
Lineage: Eukaryota; Metazoa; Chordata; Mammalia; Carnivora; Mustelidae
Gene: MON2
Product: MON2 homolog, regulator of endosome-to-Golgi trafficking
Exons: 35
Coding region: 425-5584 (1719 amino acids)
Source: RefSeq, a predicted model, not a curated record